This is a messenger RNA of Mytilus trossulus (common blue mussel), 2189 nucleotides long. Its product is annotated as actin-related protein 2/3 complex subunit 4. The transcript has 6 exons. The record is from RefSeq and is a predicted model, not a curated record. Gene Ontology annotation, cellular component: Arp2/3 protein complex; actin cytoskeleton. Gene Ontology annotation, biological process: actin filament polymerization; Arp2/3 complex-mediated actin nucleation. Gene Ontology annotation, molecular function: actin filament binding. Bases 98 to 604 code for a protein of 168 amino acids. NCBI's taxonomy places the organism in Eukaryota, Metazoa, Mollusca, Bivalvia, Mytilida, Mytilidae.
AGUGCUUUGAUUUGUAAUAACUGGUAUCUUCGUGACCCAGUUGAGCCGAGAAGUGCGCAAGUCUGGCAAUUACUUCCUGUUAUUGGUACAGAGCGAGAUGUCUGCAACUUUGAAGCCUUACUUGAAUGCCAUCAAGCACACUCUUACAGCAGCCAUAUGUGUCCAGAAUUUCAACUCACAAGUUGUUGAACGUCACAACAAACCAGAAGUAGAAGUCAAAUCAAGUAAAGAACUUCUUCUAACACCAGUUGUGAUUAGUAGAAAUGAAAAAGAAAAAGUAUUGAUAGAGGGCUCUGUAAAUUCUUUAAGAAUAAGUAUAGGUAUCAAACAGGCUGAUGAUAUAGAAAAAAUCUUAUGUCACAAAUUCACCAGAUUUAUGAUGCAAAGAGCCGAAAAUUUUGUUAUUCUUAGGAGAAAACCUGUAGAGGGGUAUGAUAUUAGUUUUCUUGUAACGAAUGUACAUACAGAAGAAAUGUUUAAACAUAAACUUGUAGACUUUAUAAUUCAUUUUAUGGAAGAAAUAGACAAGGAAAUAAGUGAAAUGAAGAUAGCCCUUAAUUCUAGAGCUAGAUUAAGUGCUGAGGAGUUCCUUAAACGAUUCUGAUGCAGUCUUAUUUUAUAAAUGAUAGAAAAUGGUGCAGCAAAUACAUUUUAAACCAUUCCUUAAUGGAUACUUGUUCAGAAGAAAGAUUAAAGCAUGUCGCCUAGAUGUAUAUUCUGUGAUAGCUUAUAAGGAAAUUGUAAAACACAGAAAUUUCAUUGUUAAGCAUGUAAAUUGGGUUUACAAAUAUUAGGAUAGACAAAUUUUGAUCCAGUUUGAAUUCAAUAGGUUCAUGAAUACAAUCAGACUUUUUUUAGAUGAUUGUCGGGUAUUUCUGGUGUGCAUCUUCAUUUAAUUUGUAAAGUCAUAUGUUUUUUAUAUUCUAAUGCAAUUUUUUUUAUUUCAAUGGUGAAUUACUAUUUCUGAAGAAAAAAAUGCAAAUUUGUGGUUUACAAUUAAUAAAUUUGCAUUUUGCAGUCAUACAUGAUUUAAACUAUAAAACAUCAAAGAUUGUAAGCGGUUGGAAAUACCAGUACAAUAUACAUUUAUAUGAUUUGGGAUAGAUCUUUUUUACUGGGAAGACUUUGCUGCGGUUCUUUAAGUAGAUAUUUUUGGUAACAAAAAAAAGAGAGGGAUUCUAAUUUAAAGCAUUACUGUUUACUUUAUGACUAAUUAUUAUUCAACCUAUAUUUGCAAGAUUUGUUGAUAAAUUUUCAGUAUUGCACCUUAAUUUUGAAACUUAUCAUAACUGUGAUAUUAUUGUAAAACAUGAAGAUACUAUUUUUACACUGCCUUGUAAGCACAACCACAUGACUACACAAAAUCACUUCAGAUUGUUGAAAAUAUUGCAAUACUUGUUUAAGAAGUAUUUUUUAUGUAUUCUAUAUGUGAAAUAUAAAUUAAAGAAAAAGAAACAGUUUCAGUUCUCACUUCCUAAAUUUUUGCAUGAUUUAAAAGGAAAAUCUGGAAAGGGGACUUGGAAUCUUAUAAAACAAUAUUUUGCAUUUAUUUUCAUAGCUUUUUAAAUUGUGUAUGUUAAUAGAAGAUUUCUUAUUUUAAAAGCUACUGUCAUUGUUUAUUAAGGCAGUUUUUGAGGGAAAAUAGCCUGUAGAAUUAUAAUUAGGGAGGGAAAGGGGCUUUGUAAGUUGAAAACAUAAUCAACUGAUAAAUUUUUAGGGAACAUCUUUAAUCUGUCUCAGUAUUAUUUUGUAUAUAUUUUUUUUUAUAUCUGUGGACAAAAUGUGUGACAGACAGAACUUGAGGAAAGUGACUAGUAAGAAGUGUGUUUGCCAAAACCAGGUGCUACAGUUUAACACUCCCAACUUUUUGUUUUAUUAUUUCCCCUUCAAAAUAGUAUUGACAUAUUUGAUAAUGAUGUUCAUUAAUGCUUCUUCUUAUCUACUUAAGUUUCCCUUAUAUACCAAUAUGUAUAAGUUUUGGUAAAUAAAGGACACAUUUAAUAUGAUUAAUAGAUUAGUCUUCAUGUUCUAGGGAAAUUUCAAAUAUAAAAUACUAUCAUGAAUAUCAAAGCUGUGUAAUUUUAUAAAAGAAAGCUAUAAACAUGUAAUCAUUUUGUACAUAUAUUUAUACUUAUAAAUGGUAUAUUAUAAAUCAUAUGCCUAGCAAUAAAUAAAAUCUAUAAAAAGUU